Molecule: messenger RNA, 3788 nt
Organism: Anoplophora glabripennis (Asian longhorned beetle)
Lineage: Eukaryota; Metazoa; Arthropoda; Insecta; Coleoptera; Cerambycidae
Gene: Ucp4A
Product: mitochondrial uncoupling protein 4
Exons: 7
Coding region: 478-1446 (322 amino acids)
Biological process (GO): response to cold
Source: RefSeq, a predicted model, not a curated record
GCGACCUUUGUUGCAGCUGGCUGAUUGUUACUAAUUAGAAUAAUUAAUUGCUUCAGCUUUAGCGUUUGUGCAAUUAAUCAUAAUAAUAAUGAUAUUCGAUAAAAAAACUCCGAAUGUUUUCGUUAGAUAGCGAAAUGAAGAGUAACACCAAAAAUAAUACAUGAACCGCUCGACAUUACCUAAAUAAAAACAAUUUUUUAUCUUUUCGUAUUCGUCUUUGUUUACAUUCGGCGUCGGGAUAUAUCAACAAACUUUUUGUGAAAUUAUGAAAUACAUAAGUACUUAAUAAUAAAUUUUUCUGAGAACUCUGUCCAAAAGUUAAAUAAACGCUUUGUUGAAAUUGCUUGAUUUUGCUUCAAAGUUUCGAAUAUUGCGGUCGGUGGUGCAACUACAUUAAUUGUUGUCUUGAAGUUUCGCGCUUGUUGUAACUCGUCAGUUGGGAAAGCUUAGGACCGCCAUCAAAGAGAUCUAGCGAAAAUGCCCCCCGUCCCACCGCAGAAGGCAGAAUUUCCAAAAUUCGUAGACUCGUUAUGGUGCGUUUACAUAGUAUCCGUCUUGGCUGCCUUUAAUGCAGAAUUUGUUACUUACCCCCUUGAUCUAAUAAAAACAAGACUCCAGAUACAGGGUGAACAAACGAACAAAAACAACAAUGGCAAAAUAGGCAAGGCACCGUACAGAGGUAUGUUUAGAACGGCAAUCGGGAUAACGAAAGAAGAGGGUCUAAGUAGGCUGUGGCAAGGGGUGCACGCUGCUUUCGCCAGGCAUUUGGUGUACUCAGGAACUAGGAUAAUUACUUACAAGGCCUUGAAGGAGAAGGUGUUCAAGCCUAAUCCGCAGGAGAAAUAUUUCCCAGUGUGGCAGUCCGCCUUAUGUGGCAUCACCGCAGGUGCGUUUUCUCAAUACAUUUCUAGUCCGGCGGAUUUACUUAAAGUCCAACUCCAAAUGGAGGGCAAGAGGAGACUCCUGGGCCUGCCCCCUCGAGUCCACGGCAUGUACGACGCCUUCCAGAAGGUUUGGUCCAGCGGUGGGAUCAGGGGUUUAUGGAAAGGGUCUGUGCCCAACGUUCAAAGGGCGGCUUUAGUGAAUUUAGGUGAUCUGACUACUUACGACGUGGCCAAGAGGUUCAUCAUGAGGCACACAAACUUACCCGACAAUCAUUUGGUCCACAUGAUGGCUAGCAGUUGUGCCGGUUUGGUCGCGGCGUCCAUGGGCACUCCCGCCGACGUGAUUAAGACUAGAGUAAUGAACCAGCCCUUGGACGAAAAAGGAAGGGGUCUCUUAUACACUUCCUCCAUAGACUGCCUGCGGAAAACAGUCAGGCUAGAGGGCAUCGGGGCUCUGUACAAGGGCUUCGUGCCCAUCUGGAUGCGGAUGGCGCCCUGGUCCCUAACUUUCUGGCUGACCUACGAGGAGAUAGUUAAGUUCAUGGGGGCGGAAAGUUGGUAACCCGAGUUACCGGGCGAACAUAGUACGAAUCGUAGUGUGAUAUUCUUCGUCAUCGAAAGGACAACACCAGCAAUGCCAAGCUCCUCUAUUUAUCGUGUAUUCGUUGUUCAUAAGACACUAGAUUAGGAUAGGGCGGUGAUGUCUUUCGAAUGAAGGUGAUUAUGUCUGUUUUAAGUGUGAGGAAUAUGUUAUAAGUCGGUCUGUUGGCGAGAGAAGGCGAUGAAUGUCAAAGUCGGAGUAGUCGAUCUCUAACUGUGCUCUGUUUAGGCUAAGUUGGGCUUUCGUAUAAAUCUGAUACGUUCGUAGGUAUGGAAAAACUCGCGGUGGGAACCUUGAGAAGGUUAGGUUAUGUUAAGAGGUACAAGGUCAGUCAAAUUAUCGCGAAGUUUCACAAUUUAGGGAUGAAAACUGUCGAAGAUAGAUUUGGUACAUUGUUUUGUUUUGAAUUGGAAAUAAAGAGAGUUGGUUUUUUUAUUCAGACAUUGUCAGGACAGCGAAACAACAUGUAACGUUUAUUUUCAGUAUGGUCGCCAUAUUGGAUUUUUGAUAUUUUUUAAUUCAGUAGGUAUAUUUUUCUGGUUACAAUAAACUAAACGAUGAUAUGGUUUGCUCCUUGUUAUUGCCGAAAUAUAAAACAUCCGCAAAGAGUGCUUUGAAAACAAAAGUAUUGCUUCAAUUUUGACAGUUCGGUAAAAUUUUUCUUGGCAGUGUGUUUUGAUAAUUAAAAAUGCAAUUUUCACAUGAAGGGGAGCGAGAUAUGCUCCAAACUUUUUGAUUAAUUGAUUUGAAGACUAUCGAGCUCUGUUUCAUGUGUAAAAUAACAUUUAAUUUAUCCGAAUUUUGACGUCAAUGGAAAUUGAACAGAACUGUCAAAAUUUGCUUUUCGGAUGUUUUGUUUUCAAAGCACUCUUUGUAAGAAUGGACAAUUUGGUAUUUUGAUGAAAACAAAAAAACUAUCGAAUGACACAUCGUCAAAAUCAGAAAAAUACACUGAAUUCAAAAAUAUGAAAAUCCAAUAUGGCGCUUAUAAGAAAAACAAAACUUGUUAUGUUGUUUCUCCAUACCUCGUACCUGUUAAGAUAACCGAGAUCUCAAUAGUGCAGCAUGAAACAUGGAUACCCUGUAUGUAACAGAUUGUUAGUCUGGUACAAGAAAAAUCAUAAAAUUAAAUGAAAUAUCAAAAGUAACACAAUAUCGUAAUUUUUUCAAUGGUAUUUUAAGGAAUUAAAUACUAAAAAAGCUGUAAAGCUUGUUUCCUACAAAUUUUUCCCAACUAGAUCGUUCAAAAAAUUAUUGCAAUUUGCUGUUAUCGUCCACAUCUUUUUACACAUUUCAGCAGAUUGGUCAAUUUAUUGGUCAAAGAGGCUACCAAUCCAAUAGAAUCCAAUGUUUAAAUCUUAAAUACUUGAAAUAUAAGCUAUGUCAAAAUUGUUGAAUUUAACUAAAAUUACUCCGUUUUUACCAGUUUUUGAUCCUAUGAAUUACAUAGAUACAAGUAAUAUAUACACUUUAAUAAAUUUCCCAGCUUGAAUAUAUUGGCCAAUAAGUUGGGGAACAAUAGAAUUGGUGCUAAUUUAUUCAACAAUUUUGACACCUGUGUUUUGAAAUAUUUCAAAAAUAGUCCUUAUGUUGCUGUUAUUGCAAUUACUUUAGUCUGAAAUACAUUAAAAGUUUAUUAUGGCGUGUGGUUUAUCGUUCGUGAUUGCUUUUUUAUUCGAUAAGUUGGUAGCGGCCAAUAUAUUGGCCAAUUUAUUGGCACAUUUAAAAAUGUGCCACAAAUUGUGACAUUUCUUGCUCAGUGCCAGAAAGAAUUAUUGGAUCAAAAGUUUUUAAAUGUUAAAGAGGUCGAAUUUAAAAAUUACAUUAAUGUGAAUCCAUGUGCAGUUGUUAAACCUACGAAAUUUUCCAGGAUAAAAAUUCUUUCCUACGAAAUGUGCUUAAGAAGUAGUGAAACAAUUAUCGCAGCAAUAAUGAUGUAGGUUGUGAAAUAUGCUUUUCCGAUUGGUUUUAAAAUGUAUACGAACCAAGUAAUUGCGCAACUUUUUUCGAUUAUCGCUAUUUAGGCGUAUCGAAACAAAUUUUAUUUAUGUGGGAAUCAACUUAGACUACCAACUCAGCUCGGUAAGAGACUUGCACAAGCGAUCUACAUAUAACGAAACAAAUAGUCAUAUCCAGGGCAGGUUUUGGGCAAAUAAAACAUUUGCAAGUUCCAAAAUAAAUUUAACGACAUUAAUUGCGGUUUAAUAUAUUUCAAACCGUAAUAAUAUGUCUAUUAUUAUCUUAUUUGUUUAUUUUAUGAUGUUUUUAUGCAAGAGUAGAAUUACAUACGUCGGUUGUAUUAA